UGGUACCGAGCGAAAGAACGUCCUCAUCGUCAAAGUUUACAAAAGAGUACAAAACACCGCGAUAAAAAAGCCUGUCGGUGGAAGGAUCUAGAUGAUAUUACUUCAAAUAAGCAAGAAUUCAGCUUUCGAUAAAAUAACGAAACUCCAUCAACAUUGUCAGUAGUGAGUAUGAACGUGUCGGCUCUUGAUGUUAACGUAAAUAUCGCUGAGAAUUACACAAGUUUAAUAAUGGUACUCUAAAACCUGCUGCUUGUCAGUUCAGCGCUUGAUCGAUGACAGUCGUACCUGUUAUGCCAUCAUCUCUCGUUGUAAGAUAUUAUGAUCAGGACGCUAGCCGUUGCAUUGCAACGGAAAACCACCUCGACGAUCUUGAGACCACCAACGGCAAAAAUUAAAGACUUUUACGAAAGUGUGUUUCGACAUGGCAAACCACUGAGGUUGUUUUGUUGCUGUGGAUCUGGGCCUAUCAGACCUACUGAUGAUACAGUGGAGUAUCCUUUAGAGUUGGACCCACCUCCAGCCUUUCUAGCUGAAAGAAUAAAGCUUUUUGAGAGACUAAAAGCAGAGUAUGACGCUAAAAUUGAAGCCAAAGAGAAAACGCCAAUUAAAGUGACUUUACGAGAUGGUAAAGUUGUAGAUGGACUGGCCUGGAAGACCACCCCCUACGAUGUUGCAAGUUCCAUUAGCCAAGGACUUGCUGAUAACACUGUUGUUUGCAAGGUCAAUGGUGAAGUGUUUGAUUUGGACAGAGUUCUUGAAGAAGAUUGUACUCUGGAAUUUUUAAAAUUUGAAGAUGAUGAAGCCAGAGCAGUAUUUUGGCAUUCUAGUGCCCAUAUUAUGGGUGAAGCAAUGGAGAGACAUUAUGGCGGCCAUCUGUGUUAUGGUCCACCAAUCGAGGAGGGAUAUUACUAUGACAUGUUCUUGGAUAAAAGGCAGGUUUCAUCCAAUGACUAUCCUGCUCUGGAUUCUUUGACAAAGUCCAUUGUCAAGGAGAAACAACCAUUUAUAAGACUUGAAAUGUCAAAGGAAGACCUCUUGGAGAUGUUCAAGUACAAUGAAUUCAAAUGCAGGUUAAUAAGAGAAAAAGUACAAACGCCCACCACCACUGUCUACAGGUGUGGGCCUCUUAUUGACUUGUGCCGGGGUCCUCACGUAAGGCAUACUGGAAAGAUAAAAGCCAUGACAGUUACGAAGAACUCUGCUACAUACUGGGAAGGAAACUGUGAAGCAGAAUCUCUACAGCGGCUCUAUGGAAUCUCAUUCCCAAAUGAGAAACAGAUGAAAGAGUGGAAAAAAUUUCAGGAGGAAGCUGCUAAAAGAGAUCACAGAAAAUUAGGAAGGGAUCACGAAUUGUUUUUCUUCCAUGAGUUGAGUCCUGGCAGCUGUUUCUUUUUACCCAAAGGAGCCCAAAUCUACAACACACUCAUCAAUUUUAUAAAGGAAGAGUACAACAAGCGAGGUUUCCAGGAAGUUAUUUCACCAAACAUUUACAGCACCAAGUUGUGGGAGACUUCAGGACACUGGCAGCAUUAUUCUGAAAACAUGUUCUCCUUUGAGGUGGAGAAGGAACGGUAUGCUCUGAAGCCCAUGAAUUGUCCAGGACACUGUGUAAUGUUUGACCAUCGUCCUCGAUCAUGGCGCGAGCUCCCACUAAGAAUGGCAGACUUUGGAGUUCUUCAUCGUAAUGAACUGUCUGGGACACUCACUGGACUGACCCGGGUCAGACGAUUUCAACAAGAUGAUGCCCACAUCUUCUGCAGACCAGAUCAGAUUGGUGAUGAAAUCAAAGGCUGCCUGGAUUUUCUGAAAUUCGUCUACAACAAGUUUGGUUUCUCAUUCAAACUUUACUUGUCCACCAGACCUGAGAAGUACAUGGGUAAACUGGAGCUUUGGGACAGUGCUGAGAAGGAGCUGGAAAGAUGUCUCAAUGAGUUUGGAAUGGAGUGGAAGUUGAACCCAGGAGAUGGAGCGUUUUAUGGACCCAAGAUUGAUAUUCAAAUUCAGGACGCGCUCCGCCGGUAUCAUCAGUGUGCAACUAUCCAGCUUGACUUCCAUCUUCCAGAAAGAUUCAAUCUAACUUAUGUCAGUGGCGAAGGCGAUGAGAAGAAAAGGCCUGUCAUCAUUCACCGCGCCAUUCUGGGCUCCGUAGAGAGAAUGAUUGCUGUGUUGACUGAGAAUUUUGGUGGAAAAUGGCCAUUCUGGCUUUCUCCAACUCAAGCCAUUGUUAUCCCUGUUUCUCCUAAGUACGAAGACUAUGCAAUCAAGGUGAAGAAGACCGUUUUCAGUGCAGGGUAUCAGGCCGAUGUUGACCUUGACCAUGGCACUACACUGAACAAGAAGAUCAGGAACGCACAGCUUGCCCAGUACAACUUCAUAUUUGUUGUGGGUGAAAAGGAAGAAAAUUCGAACACGGUCAAUGUCCGUACCCGCGACAAUAAAGUUCACGGAGAGAAGACGGUCGACGAAGUGCUUGAAAAGUUUGCUUAUCUCUCCAAGGAACGAAUCAAGGAGAGCGAGGAGGAAUUUUAAAAUGAAAAGUGCGAAUAAUUUGGAACAUAAGCUCUUUGUACGAUGCGUGUUUCUCUCUUAAAUUGCAAUAACCAGCAACUAAACAAAGGAUAGUAGAAGGGAAGCUAAGAGGCAUAGGGCUGGAAAUCAGUUGUGGAAAGCGGUUCGAUGAAACGUGAAAACAGAAAGUGUAUGGUCUUGUAUCUAACUCUUUACACCCUAAAAUCAGUAUGCAUUUUCUCUAUACUGUUCUCUGUACAUUUCCUGAGGUACUGACAAGGAGAAUUUGUUUAACAAACAAGAGUCGUCGGUGAUCAUUUCCUUUACUCUCGAGACCUUGGUGUUUGAUCCAAGAGUGUUAUUGUAAGGAGAGAAUAGAUGCCAGUCACUCGUAGGGUUUAAUGGGUUGAUGCAAGACCAUCUUCAUUCAACAGAUUUCGAAAAAAAAUAAAUAUUUCAUGACGAUUCGUAGUAUCAUUGCUAAAUGAUAAUUACAGCCAACCAAUGCUAUCUAAAUUUCCGCUCCACCCUUCCAGUUCCAUUCAAACUAACCAUAAGCACACGGCUAACUUGUGUUUUUCUUCUUGUUCCCGUUUUGUGGUAAGCUCUUAAUACCACCAUUUCAAUUUGGUUUACCGUAGUGCCACGUAACCUACUAGCUUGUCGUGCAUUGAGAAUUCUGUAAUAUCUUUCACAAAAUAAAAUAUUUGUAAUUCGUUAAAAGUAAACCUCGGAUGAGAUGUGGCAUCAAGUUUACAGAAGUAGUUAGUAUUUUAGACGUGCUGUGAAAGGACGGGGAUGUCUGUGUGAAUUACACGUGGGCAAUGAUAACAUGGCUAUAAUUAAAAUAUUGUAACAUGUUACUUUUGAUGUGUUUCAGAGUGGUUGGAUUACACUUAGUUGUUACUCUU
Molecule: messenger RNA, 3419 nt
Organism: Stylophora pistillata
Lineage: Eukaryota; Metazoa; Cnidaria; Anthozoa; Scleractinia; Pocilloporidae
Product: threonine--tRNA ligase 1, cytoplasmic
Biological process (GO): threonyl-tRNA aminoacylation
Cellular component (GO): cytoplasm; mitochondrion
Molecular function (GO): ATP binding; threonine-tRNA ligase activity
Source: RefSeq, a predicted model, not a curated record